This is a messenger RNA of Musca domestica (house fly), 873 nucleotides long. Its product is annotated as protein takeout. NCBI's taxonomy places the organism in Eukaryota, Metazoa, Arthropoda, Insecta, Diptera, Muscidae. The coding region runs from base 61 to 840 and encodes 259 amino acids. The record is from RefSeq and is a predicted model, not a curated record. The transcript is spliced from 5 exons.
GCAGUCUUCUAAAUAACAUUCCGAUAGAUAACAAUUUAUUUUAAUUUGAAAAUUUUAAAAAUGAAAAUCAUUGUGGGGCUGUUUUCUAUCACUGUUCUGAUUUGGAACCUUGUAACCCUCACAGCGGCAGCAAAAGUCCUCACAGAAAAACCUGGAUUCCUUACAGCCUGCAAAAGAUCUGAUCCUGCGUUUGGAAAGUGUUUUGCUACAAAUCUUCAAAAAUGUUUGCACGAAUGGAAAUCAGGCGUUCCCGGUCUUAAAACACUCGGUUCACUGGACCCGCUGCACAUCAAGCGUGCCAAAUUUAGCCAGGGUGGUAAGAAUGACAUUAUUUCCAUAGACAUGGAUUUGGCUAAUGUGGAACUAAUGGGUUUAAGCGAUGUUAUUAUCGAAGACAUAGGAUCCAAUGGCAAUAAUUUGGACAUAAAAUUCAAACUGACGGCCCCCAAUUUCAAAUGGAAUGGUGAUUAUGCCAUGAAAGGAAACAUUUUAAGCUUGGCAUUGGACAGCAAGGGCAAAACUUUUAUGGCAUUUGAAAAGCCCACCUUCACCCUGAACUACAAGAUGAAAUUACGUAAAGAAGGUGAUUAUGAAUUUGCCGAUUUGGAAAAACUACAUCUGGUGUGGGAAGAUAAUGCCAACGUGCAAUUCCGCUUGGAAAACCUCUUCAAUGGCGAUAAAGCUUUGGAGGAUAGUGCUCACACUUUGCUAAAUGCAAAUUGGCGACCAAUCUUUGAGAAUCUACGACCUGUAUUGAGUCAAACCAAUGAAAUUGUUUUAAAAGACAUUCUAAACAAGAUAAUGGCCUAUGUGCCGGCAAACUAUUUUUUCGACGAAUGAAAAUUGUUUAAAUAAUAAAAAGAGAGAAAACAA